AUGCCUUUGGCAAAUUCCUCCGAUCCUUGGCGAAUGCAAAAUGUUGGUGAAAAUACGCGUGGUGCCAACAGUCAACCAACAAACAGUCUUCCAAUGGUUGUAGAAAACUCUGCUGAAUCUCGUCAAGCUUCUACAACAGAAAGUCUUGACUCAACAGGUGAUAUCAGUUAUGAGUGUGAGGUAGAAUUACAAGAUGUUGUUAAAGAAGGCCAUGAAAAGGCUGAUCCUUCACAGUUUGAGUUGCUGAAAGUGUUAGGUGAAGGUUCCUUUGGUAAAGUGUUUUUGGUACGAAAAGUUAGUGGUGCUGAUACAGGAACUCUAUAUGCUAUGAAGGUACUUAAAAAAGCUACAUUAAAAGUAAGAGACAGAGAGCGCACAAAAAUGGAGAGAAAUAUUUUGGUAGAAAUGGGGCAUCCAUUUAUUGUUAAAUUACAUUAUGCUUUUCAAACUGCAGGCAAAUUAUAUUUAAUACUAGACUUCCUCCGUGGUGGUGACCUAUUUUCACGUCUAAGCAAAGAGGUUAUGUUUACAGAAGAGGAUGUGAAGUUUUAUUUAGCCGAGCUUGCUCUAGCCUUAGAACAUGUUCAUAAGUUAGGAAUCAUAUACAGGGACCUCAAACCAGAGAAUAUUUUGCUUGAUGCUGAUGGGCAUAUAGCCCUUACAGACUUUGGCUUGUCAAAACUUCCACCAAGUAGUGAUAAAGCUUACAGUUUUUGUGGUACCGUUGAAUAUAUGGCACCUGAGGUUGUGAAUAGAAGAGGUCAUACAUUUGCUGCUGACUGGUGGUCUUUUGGUGUGCUCAUGUUUGAGAUGCUCACAGGAAAUUUACCGUUUCAUGGAUCUACCAGACACGAAACGAUGACGCAGAUUUUAAAGGCCAAACUUGGUAUGCCGUCAAAUCUAAGCGAAGAGGCUCAGUCGUUACUCCGUGCUUUGUUUAAACGGAACCCGCAAAACAGAUUGGGUGCUGGUCCUAAUGGCAUAGAAGACAUCAAGAACCAUGAGUUUUUUGCAAGCAUUGACUGGGAUGCUUUGCUUAAAAAAGAGGUGGUGCCUCCUUUUAGACCAGCCGUUUCGAGAGCAGACGACGCAUUUUAUUUCGACUCGGAGUUUACUUGUCGAACUCCGCGUGACUCGCCCGGUGUACCAGCUUCGGCUAAUGCACAUGAGUUGUUCAGAGGUUUCAGUUUCGUCGCGCCUUGUCUUCUCAAUGAUGAUAAUAAAACAUUAACCAACCAAAAUCAAAAUCACACACCACAAACUAAAAACUCUACGGAAGAGUUUUGGUCUGGCUUCAUCAAUAGGAAUAAUUUCUUUGACGAGUACAGAUUGAUGGGCGAACUUGGAACAGGUUCAUUCUCAGUCGUCCGCCUUUGCGAGCAUAAAGCCUCUAGAGUUCAAUAUGCAGUUAAAAUUAUGGACAAGUUACAAUAUGACCCACGUGAAGAAAUUGAAAUUUUAUUGAGGUACAGCCAGCACCCGCACAUCAUCAGCCUGCGCGGCGUGUACGAGGAGGGCGGGCGCAUCCUGGCGGUGACGGAGCUGUGCCGCGGCGGCGAGCUGCUGGAGCACAUCACGCAGCGCCGCUGCCUGCCCGAGCACGAGGCGGCGCCGCUGCUGCGCAACGUGCUGCACGCCGUGCACUACCUGCACCGGCACACCGUCGUGCACAGAGACAUCAAACCGUCGAACAUACUAUUUGCAACUGCAGAACGGAGGCCUGAGGACAUUCGUCUCGUGGACUUCGGUUUAGCAAAGCAAUUGCGAGCCGAAAACGGACUCCUCAUGACGCCAUGCUAUACAGCCAACUUUGUCGCGCCCGAAGUAUUAAAACGUGCCGGGUAUGACGCUGCCUGUGAUAUCUGGAGUUUGGGCGUUCUCGCUUACAUAAUGCUAUCUGGUCGGACUCCGUUUGCUUCAACUGGCGAUGAUACCCCCGAAGCAAUUUUAGCGAGAAUCGAGUCUGGAAAGGUGGAACUGACGGAGGGCGGGUGGCGCGCGGUGUCGGCGGAAGCUCGCGCGUGCGUGCGGCGCAUGCUGACGCUGGAGCCGGCGCUGCGGCCGCGCGCCGCCGACCUGCUGCGCGAGCCCUGGCUGUGCGCGCCCGCGCCCCACCCCGCGCCGCAGCCCCCGCCCGCCGCCGCGCCCGCUGCCGCGCCCGCGCCGCCCCUCGCCGACCUGCGCCGCGCCGUCGACCUCACCUUCCAGGCUAUGACCUCCGCACCGCUAACUCCUCAAGUGCUGGGUCCCGUCACACAAUCGACACUCGCACAGAGGAGAAUCAAGCCCCAACGCCGAUUUCCUCCAACGCAACUCUAA
Parnassius mnemosyne (clouded apollo) is the source of this 2319-nucleotide messenger RNA. The record is from the annotation of a GenBank genome assembly. NCBI's taxonomy places the organism in Eukaryota, Metazoa, Arthropoda, Insecta, Lepidoptera, Papilionidae.